UCAUGAUCACAGAUUGUCAUGAAUCUCAUAUUUCACAUAUUUUUAACAAAAGCAGAAGAUGAUAAUCAUAAUAAUAAAAGUUUGAGAUGUGUCACUACUUUUUUUUAGUCCUAUAUUUGCUUUGAUUGGCCAAAACAUGACCCAUGAUAUGGCUUUUGGUACAAGAAAGCAGUGCCCCCCAACUUCUACAUCUAUUAACACUCUGUCUAUGCCCUCAUUGCAUGUGAAGACAUCAUUAUCUAUCACCAUGGAUUUGAAGAGCUGAACAUGGGAAAUGAAAUGGGUAACAACAGCACAUCAAGUUUCAAAGAAGAAGAUACCAUUCACACCAAUGUUGAAGAUCCAAAAGGGUUGUCAAACAAGACUGCUGGUGUUGAUGAUAUUAAAGGGGAAAAUUAUUUAGUAGAUGCUGCUGAAGAUAAUAAUUUUCAUGACAAAGCUAAUGAUUCUGCUCCUCAUAAUCUGGAGAGAGUUGAUGAUGUUAAAAAAUCAUCAAGCAGAAAAGUGCAAGAAGAAAGUGAAAUUUCUGUUCUUACUGAUCCUCCGAAAGUCACAGGGGGGUUAGACGAAAUAGGUGAUGAAAGCAGUGAAAAUAAGCUAAACAAGAAUGAUUUUUCCCUGGGAAGUAAUGAAAAUAAGCUUCAAAAGCAGGCCUCUGUUAGAAAAGAGCAAGAGGAAAUUGAAAACUUCGUGUUUGAUCCAAUAUCCAUUUUAUCACAUGAUCAAGAACCUCCAAAACUUGAAAAUUCAAAUGGAAAACAACAUGAAUUGGCCUCAAUUCAGGCUGAUCAGUCUGUCCCAGAUGACAACAGGAGUGAGGAAGUUCUAGGCUCAAGUUUGAAGUCUACUGUGGAGAAUGGUCACCUGUCAGAGGCUGAGGAAUCAGAUAAUACAGAAGCAUCUGCUCUAGGGGAAAGUGAAAUAUAUGAAGGGAUUGAGGAAGUUCUAACACAAAGUUUAAGUUCUACCAUUGAAAUUGGUCACUUGUCAAAGGCUGAGGAAUCAAACAAUACAGAAGAAUCUUUACCGGGAGAAAGUGAACUAUAUGAAGGGACUAAGGAAGUUAUAACACCAAGUUUAAACUCUAGUGUGGAGAGUGGUCACUUGUCAGAGGCUAAGGAAUCAGAUAAUAUAGAAGCAUCUGUACCAGGAGAAAGUGAAGAAUCUGGAGAGAAUGAGGAAGUCCUAACAUAUAGUUUAAACUCUAGUGUGGAGAGUGGUCACUUGUCAGAGACUGAAGAUUCCAAUAAUCCACAAGCAUCCCUUUUAGGUGACAGUGAAGUAUCUGGGGAGGUUGGGGAAGUUCUAACUUCAAGUUCAAAAUCCUGUGUUGAGAAUAUUGGUCACUUGUCAGAAUCUGAGGAGUUUGAGAAUCUAAAAGCAAGUGUUGAAACUGAAUCAGAUACUUUCAUUCAGAAGAAAAAGGAGGAUUUACUUGUCUGUGGUGAUGAGUUUGAAUCUAAAGAUGGAGAUAAAGUAGAUGCUGGAUUAAGUAUUGUAACAGCAGAAGAAACUAUUCUAAGUGACAAAAGUGAAGAAGGGUUUUCAACAGAAGUGAGUUUAGGAGAAGAUGACUCCUCAGAAUCAGAAACCAUCUCAGUGGCUAACUCACCAAAUCUUCAUCAGAUAGUUCCUAAAACUGAAGACAAAUGCAUGAUUGUUACAGAGAAAAUCAGACUCAGAGAAAAAAAGCUGGAAAAUGGAGAAUACAAAUACAAGUCUGACUACAAUUCAACUGAAUCUGAAACUGAAGCCAUUGAUCAUGUCAAUGAUUCAAAGAUCAAUAAAGAUUGUCCAAGUGGGGAAGCAAAGGUUGUUGAGAAUGAUCAACCAGUGGUUGACCAGGAAAGUCUCCAGGAAUCUGAAGGUCAUAUUGUGAUUGUUACUGAGCAUGAUAUCAUUCCAUCAGACUCAAAUGAUGAGGAGGAAGAAGAAUCAUCAGAGAAGAGAAUUGUUGAAGAAAGAGAGGACGCUACAGAACAAUUACAUGUCACCGAGAUCAAAACGGAAGAAAUCCCAAUUAAAGUUGAGCAAGCAGAAGCAGUACUGGCCCCUCAAACUUUGUUAUCUUCUGUCCAAUCUGAUCAAAAUUGCAAGUCUAUCCAAGAAAUAAACCAAAGUAGUUGUGGCGAGUUCCUUACUGCUGAAGUUUCAACUUUUGAUCCUACAAACUUGAUAGCAGAGAUAAUAGUCUCAAAACAAUGUAUUGAAAGGCCAGACGUUAUAGCAGAAGAAGUCAAGAUUCCAAGAAGUGAGAUAAACCGAGAGACUGUUGAAAGAGUCAGUACAGGAAGCAUGGAAAGAUUCAGCACUGAUUCAGAAUCUGACAACUCCAAUCUUCAUUCUCAGAUGAGAAAAUCUCCAAGCUUCAAUAUUGAUCUUCAAAAUGAAGAAUCAGAAUCUGAUCGUACCCCAUUGAUGUAUCAUGACAAGGCUUCAGUCCAAGGCUUACCAAGCCAAGAUAAUGUUAGUCUUGUUGACCCUGUGAAGCUGAAUGGACAUGAUCAAGUCAUGACGCAAUAUCAUCCAAUGCCAUUGCCAUUGCCAAUGGUAGAGACAGUUGUUAAGUUGGAAAGGAGUGACUCUGAAAAGUCAAAAACUCCAUUCUUGGGAUUCCUGAAAGAAGAAGAAGAAGUUCAUAUAGUUGUUACUUCACAGCAACAUAGUACUAAUGGCUCUGCUAAUCAGACAGUAGCAAAGGAUUUGUGGAAGUCAUCUUCUAAAGAAGAAACUUCAUCAACUUCACCAAAAGCUAAAAUGAAGCGCAGGGUCAAAUCCUCACUCUUCGGAAAUUGUAUGUGUUGUGCUACUGUCAUCAACUAAAUGCCUUUUGAAUUUUAUUUUUAUUUUUCAUUUUUUUGAUAUGAGCAUAUAUUGGAAUUUCUAAGUCUUAAGAAAAAGAAAAAAAAAAGUCGGAGUUUCGAUGAGAGAUAGAGUGAGUAAAACUCCAAAAUUGUGACUUCUCUUUGUUUGGAUUAUUUUCCCUUUUCUAUUUUUCAUUUGUUUAUUAAUUGAGAGAUGAUUUGUAAUGGUUGGGAGGAAAUUUGUACUAAAUUAUUACAUUUAUAGGUAGCUUUGCUACCUUUGUUUGUAAUAUUUCUUCAUUUUAUUGUUCAUAUACUAUAAAUGAUAUCUG
Messenger RNA from Cannabis sativa, 3136 nucleotides. RefSeq lists its product as uncharacterized. The transcript has 5 exons. The coding region runs from base 268 to 2823 and encodes 851 amino acids. The record is from RefSeq and is a predicted model, not a curated record. Lineage: Eukaryota; Viridiplantae; Streptophyta; Magnoliopsida; Rosales; Cannabaceae.